Lacerta agilis (Sand lizard) is the source of this 1938-nucleotide messenger RNA. Its product is annotated as translocating chain-associated membrane protein 1-like 1. Gene Ontology annotation, biological process: protein insertion into ER membrane; SRP-dependent cotranslational protein targeting to membrane, translocation. Bases 141 to 1253 code for a protein of 370 amino acids. The transcript is spliced from 12 exons. Gene Ontology annotation, cellular component: endoplasmic reticulum membrane. The record is from RefSeq and is a predicted model, not a curated record. Lineage: Eukaryota; Metazoa; Chordata; Lepidosauria; Squamata; Lacertidae.
CGAAGCCGACAGUCACGUUCACCCUGCGCGGCGAUUGGACGACCCCCGGAGGGAGAAGGCGGGCCAAUGUUGUGGAAGGGGUGAAAGUCGUUGGUGUUUACUAGGCGUGAGCUUCCCCAGCCUCACAAGCCUCCGGAGCAAUGGGGCUGAGGAAGAAGAAUAAGAGCCCGCCAGUCCUGAGCCAUGAGUUCGUUAUCCAGAACCACGCGGACGCCGUGUCCUGCCUGGCCAUGGGCCUCCUCUUGGGGCUCAUGUUCGAGGUUACAGCCAAAUAUGCCAUUAUGUUUAUUACUGUUCAGUACAAUGUUACAUACACCACAGAUGAGAGGCCUGAGCCGGUACAUUUCUAUGAGUAUGGUCCAAAAGACGUGGCCACCAUCUUUUUCUACAUGCUUAUAGCCAUUAUUCUUCAUGCAGUGAUUCAGGAAUACAUACUAGAUAAAAUUAAUAGACGUCUCCACUUGUCAAAAACAAAACAUAGCAAAUUCAACGAAUCAGGGCAACUAGCAGUUUUCUACUUGUUUUCAUUUGUCUGGGGAGCCAGUAUUUUGUCUGCAGAAGAAUUCACAACCAAUCCAACUUUAUUGUGGAAAGAUUACCCUCAUUCUCGAAUGUUUUUUCAGGUUAAAUUCUUCUAUAUCUGCCAAAUUGCCUAUUGGCUUCAUUCACUGCCAGAACUGUACUUCCAAAAGAUUCGAAAGGAAGAUAUUCCUAGACAGUUGUACUACAUCUGUCUUUAUAUUGUUCACAUAUCCGGUGCCUACGUUUUGAAUCUGCAUCGUUUGGGCUUAAUUUUGCUGGUACCGCAUUACCUCGUGGAACUUAUUUUUCAUGCCUCACGCCUUUUCUACUUCAGCGAUGAGAAUAAGCAGAAAGGAUUUACCCUCUGGGCUCUACUGUUCAUAUUGGCUCGCCUUCUGACUCUAACUUUGUCAGUGCUCACAUUUGGAUUUGGUCUGGCAAGAGCAGAAAAUCCUGGCUUUUCCAUAGCAGAAGGAAACUUCAACAUACUAACUCUUAGAAUUAGCUGUCUGGCUGCAAUUUGUUUGACCCAAGCUUGGAUGAUGUGGAAAUUCAUUAAUUUCCAAUUAAAGAAAUGGAGGGAGCAUAUUCAGAACCAAAUUCCUAAGAAAACCACAAACAUAAAGGUUAAGACAACAAGGAAAGAAUCAUGCAAAGCUAACUUCGUCAAUGGAGCAGUAAAAUUUGAAGAGGGUACAUCACCUAGAAAAAGAAAAUCAAAAAUGUUAUGAGGAGCAUAGAACCAGAAAGCAACCUUUUAAUUGAAGACUUUGGUGAUUAAUGGAAAUGUUCCAUUACCAGAGACAGAGUAUUUGGCUGUGUUCACUAAAGGACUCUGGUUGAAAUAAUAUAUUUUAAAAAUUCAUCAAAACAAAGUUAUGGUGAGAAUACUGUACUUCAACAUGAGUUUUAGUUUAUUUAACCUAGAUGCUCAAUCUCCACUAUUAAUUUCAGCCUUUGAAAAAUUAUUUGUCUUACUCUUGAAUGUAAGUACAAAUCCUUCAAUGCUAUGGAAGGUUUAUAAAUCAGACAUUGCUUUUAUUUGAAGCUUUAAAAUAUAAUUAAUAUUUCAUUUAAGUAUAAAGCUUUUAGAAACUUUAAUUUCUGGACUCAGAUGGGAAGUUGUGAUAGGGGUUUUUCAUUUUGUUUUUAAAGAAAAUGUUUUGCACACUAUUCUCAAACUGUCUGAAAUGUCUGUUCAGAAGUAAUUCCACAUGAUUUUCCUAUUUUAAAAGUUCAUAAUUUGGAUAACUAUGGUUAAACAUAGUGUUUAAGGAAAGAGAAUAAAAUCAAUGAAUAUCUUCAUCUUGGAAAACUGCUAGUUCAUUUGAGGCUACACUGUGUAUUUGAAAAUGACUGUCAAGGCAGUCUAUUAAGGCAGAUUUUGCUGAAUUGGUCUCCUGAAUUACCUAAUAC